UUGAUUGUUUAUUCAACUUUAUGACUGAUCUCUCAAGCUGCCUUUAAGCCCACGACUCUGAUCUCCCAGUUGAUGCCUCAGUCUCACCUUCAUACCUCUCUCGGUAAUCCAAGGCUCUAAUUCACAUCAAAAUCGCCGGAAAUUCACUCUAAUCCAUUCUUCACAAAUAAUCCGAUCGUCUUCCCCCGGGUCCUUGCUUCAUCAUCAGAUUCGAUCAAUCCACUCGAACCCUGUCCAAAUUCCUUUCACAUUGUUCCCUCAAUUCGAAAACUUCCGCUUCCUCAACCAUGUCUUUUGAAGAGGAGGAGGCAUUCGAGCACACCCUCCUUGUAGUCCGCGAGGUCUCGGUGUACAAGAUUCCGCCCCGAACCACGGCCGGUGGGUACAAGUGCGGCGAAUGGCUGCAAUCCGAUAAAAUAUGGUCCGGUCGGCUCAGAGUCGUAUCGUGCAAGGAUCGGUGCGAGAUCCGACUGGAGGAUCCAAACAGUGGGGAGUUAUUCGCCGCUUGUUUCGUCUACCCUGGCCAACGCGAGAACUCGGUGGAGUCCACCCUCGACUCGUCCAGGUACUUUGUCCUGAAGAUCGAGGACGGUCAGGGUAAGCACGCGUUUAUAGGUUUAGGGUUUGCGGAACGAAAUGAAGCUUUUGACUUCAAUGUGGCAUUGUCGGAUCACGACAAGUAUGUGAGAAGGGAACAUGAGAGAGAAUCCGGCGAGGCGUGCGAGGAAUCUCAUAUUGAUAUUCAUCCAGCCGUAAAUCACAGAUUGAAGGAAGGGGAAACCAUUCGGAUUAACGUGAAACCCAAACCAUCUACUGGAACUGGCAUGCUUUCGGCAGCUGGUUUAGCAGGUGGGCAUUCUGGAACUGCGAAGCCUAAAGCAUUGAGCCUUGCUCCCCCGCCAGCCGGAGCAGGAAAAAUCAGGUCUCCCCUUCCGCCCCCUCCAAAUGAUCCUGUUGCUGCUCGGAAGAUAUCUACCAGUCAGAGUACUGAUCUUAAAGGAUCGAAUGAUAGCGUGAGACAGUCUACUGAUUCUAUUUCAGAUCUUUCUCAACUAAAGAGGAACCUUCCUUCAACGGCUGCGUCAGGAUCGACUACUGCAUCAGGAUGGGCAGCCUUCUGAUUGUAUGAAGAAUUAAAAUCCCUGAAUACAUAGUUACAUACACACGUUUUUGGUUAUUUCUUGACGAGAGGCUGAAGCAGGUUGUGCCGGAAGUAAAUGAGUCUGCAUAUGGUACAAGGAACUCGAUAUAUUCAGGAAUAAAUUCCUGCCAAAUGUCCAUGACUUCCUUAAUUUCCUCGGAUUGUACUAGUUACAUACAGUAUCUAUAGAAAAGAAUGACUAUUUUUCCUUAAGCUGACUCUUACUAGGAUGUUUUCCGAAAUUCUGUUCCAAUAAGAGUGUGUUCAUGCUA
Messenger RNA from Neltuma alba, 1413 nucleotides. RefSeq lists its product as uncharacterized. The record is from RefSeq and is a predicted model, not a curated record. Gene Ontology annotation, cellular component: membrane; clathrin vesicle coat. The transcript is spliced from 3 exons. Lineage: Eukaryota; Viridiplantae; Streptophyta; Magnoliopsida; Fabales; Fabaceae. Gene Ontology annotation, biological process: endocytosis. Bases 288 to 1121 code for a protein of 277 amino acids.